Messenger RNA from Grosmannia clavigera kw1407, 996 nucleotides. RefSeq names its product glucosamine-6-phosphate isomerase. The transcript is spliced from 3 exons. Gene Ontology annotation, biological process: carbohydrate metabolic process; N-acetylglucosamine catabolic process; D-glucosamine catabolic process. Gene Ontology annotation, cellular component: cytoplasm. Gene Ontology annotation, molecular function: glucosamine-6-phosphate deaminase activity; identical protein binding. The coding region runs from base 1 to 996 and encodes 331 amino acids. Lineage: Eukaryota; Fungi; Ascomycota; Sordariomycetes; Ophiostomatales; Ophiostomataceae. The record is from RefSeq and is a predicted model, not a curated record.
AUGCGUCUUGUAGUUCGACCUGACUCUGAGGCUGCCUCGCAGUAUGUGGCCGAGUACAUCAUCAACCGCAUCACGGCUUUUGCGCCGUCAGCCGAACGACCGUUUGUGCUCGGCCUACCGACCGGCUCCAGUCCGCUGAUUGUGUACCGGCUGCUCGUGGCAGCCUUCAAGGCCGGCCAGCUGUCGUUUCAGCAUGUCGUGACCUUUAACAUGGACGAGUAUGUUGGUCUGCCGCGCGAGCAUCCCGAGUCGUACCACAGCUUCAUGUUUGCCAAUCUCUUCCGCCACGUCGACAUCCCGGCUGCCAACGUGCACAUCCUGGACGGCAACCCGGCCGACGGCGAUUUUGCGGCCGAAUGCAGCCGCUACGAGGCGCAGAUCCGUGCUGCCGGCGGCAUCGAGCUCUUCCUCGGCGGUGUUGGCAGCGACGGCCACAUCGCCUUCAACGAGCCCGGAUCGUCGCUGGCGUCGCGCACUCGCGUCAAGUCGCUGGCUUUUGAAACACAAGUGGCCAAUGCGCGCUUCUUUGGCGGUGACGUCUCUGCUGUGCCGCGCAUGGCCUUGACGGUCGGUGUCGCCACAAUUCUCGACGCCCGUGAGGUCGUCAUCAUCGCCACUGGCCACAGCAAGGCUGCGGCUAUCCAACAGGCCGUCGAGGGCGCCGUCAGCCACAUGUGCACGCUCAGCUGCCUACAGAUGCAUGCCCGCAGCAUGGUAGUCGUUGAUGAUGCCGCCACUGUCGAUUGCAAAGUCAAGACUGUGAAUUACUUCAAAGGCGUCGAGGACACGAUCCGGCAAAAAAACGUAUUCGAGAUCCCUCGGCGGAAGAAGCUGCACGCUCUCGACACCAACGUGCCGCCCCGGAAUGUCCCCGACGCCGAGGAUGGUGAGCUGACGCCUGACAGCAUGUCGUCGCGCAUCCCCGGGAUGAGCCCCAAGAUUCUCAGCGUGCGUUCGGCCACCAUCACUUUUGCCAGCACUUCUGGUCAGCAGUGA